AUGGCGGCAGCUCGAUCUGUUGCAAUUAUUGGUGGAGGAAUUGGUGGUUUGACAGCGGCCAAUACUUUAAUGCGUGCAGGAAUGUCUGUUUCAUUAUAUGAGCGUUCGCCUUAUUUUAUUGCAACGGUCGGAGCCGGAUUUGGUCUUCAACCAAAUGGACAAGCAGUGCUCGCACACAUUGGGUUCAAAGACAAAGUGCAACAAAUUCUUCAUCCCUUUCUUGUAUGGCAGAUUAUUAAUGGCAAUGGUGAUGUGAUUUCUUCAUCAAAUAGAAUUGCUGAUUACGGUAAGCGAUUUGGUUUCUUUCUCGGUGGAGCUUUGCGCGGAGAACUUGUUGAUAUAUUGAAAGAACCCAUAGAACAAGCCGGCAAUUUACAUUAUAAUCAUAAUGUUGUCAAUAUUCAACAAGAUGCCGAUGGUGUAACGAUUUAUUUCGAAAACAAAAAACAGAAAAAGUCAGUUCGAGUAGAUAUGGUCGUUGGAGCAGAUGGUAUUCAUUCAACAGUUGUCAACCAAAUUUUUCCUCAAACUCCUCCACCUAUUUAUACAAAAGAAAACGUAUUUUAUGGAAUAAUCGACAACAUUGAUCAACAAACCUCUAUUAAUCCCUCAGUUACAGCUGAAAACACAUUGACACACUAUAUUGACCGUGGAGAUUUUAUUACCUGUCGAACUAGUAAUAAAGGAGACAUGAUGUGGGUUGCCACUUAUCAUUCUGACGCAUCUCCAUCGACAAGUGGUGAUGUGGAAUGGAGAGAAGUAAAUAAUAGACGCGAAUUACAGAAUGUAUUAAAAAGGUUUCCUAAAUCACACCCCGUGCAUGAGUGUGCAGCUGCAACUGAUCAAAAGCGUUUGCUUCAUUUCGGGUUGUAUUAUCGUCAGCAUCGCAGUGAUGGGUGGCAUCGAGGUCGAAUCUGUUUACUAGGUGAUUCAUGCCAUGCAACAUUGCCCUAUGUAGGCCAAGGAGCCAAUAUGGCUAUUGAAGAUGCAGUGUCACUGGCAGCAUGUUUAGAAAAACAUAAUUUUCUCAUCGAACCAGCAUUUCAAGAAUAUUAUAAUCAACGUUUCGAUCGGACAAGGCGUGUUGUUAAUUCUGCACGAUAUUUGGGCUUACUUUUACAUUCACAGAAUCCUGUUGUGUCCUCAUUAGCGCAGCGGUUAGGUCCGUUAAUGAUACAGUCUAAAGUACUUAUGAAAAUGACCGAAAAUGAGUUUUAUAACAAAUGUCCCAUACCGGUGAAGCCAUUGAAAGGAGUCUAAAAAGUGUUGUCGAAUGCGCAUAUUUUUCGUUGACUGUGUCUUUUUUUAUUUCUUUCCAUGUAAAAAAAAUAAGGCUAAAAAUCAGCAGACUCGUGAUUUUAAUCGAUUUCAAGCAUAAUUAAUCGAUGCAAACUGAGAA
This is a messenger RNA of Rotaria sp. Silwood1, 1399 nucleotides long. NCBI's taxonomy places the organism in Eukaryota, Metazoa, Rotifera, Eurotatoria, Philodinida, Philodinidae. The record is from the annotation of a GenBank genome assembly.